This is a messenger RNA of Glycine soja, 765 nucleotides long. RefSeq names its product actin-depolymerizing factor 5-like. The transcript has 3 exons. Gene Ontology annotation, biological process: actin filament bundle assembly; actin filament depolymerization. Gene Ontology annotation, molecular function: actin filament binding. Gene Ontology annotation, cellular component: cytoplasm; actin cytoskeleton. The record is from RefSeq and is a predicted model, not a curated record. NCBI's taxonomy places the organism in Eukaryota, Viridiplantae, Streptophyta, Magnoliopsida, Fabales, Fabaceae. The coding region runs from base 99 to 530 and encodes 143 amino acids.
GGCAUUUGAGGAGCUAAACUUUAUAUAUAGGGCCAGCUCUCAUACCACCCGACCAACCAUUUUACAUUUACAGUAACAGUAUUGAAAUUUCGGAAAAAAUGGCGAUGGCUUUCAAGAUGGCGACGACUGGAAUGUGGGUUACAGAUGAGUGCAAGAACUCGUUCAUGGAUAUGAAAUGGAAGAAGGAGCACAGAUACAUUGUUUUCAAGAUCGACGAAGGAUCAAGGCUCGUCACCGUUGAUAAACUCGGUGGCCCCACCGAGGGCUAUGAUGAUCUCACCGCCUCCUUGCCCACCGAUGAUUGCCGAUACGCGGUUUUUGACUUCGACUUUGUCACCGUUGAUAACUGCCGCAAGAGCAAGAUCUUCUUCAUUGCAUGGUCUCCAACAGCAUCAAGGAUUAGAGCAAAGAUUCUAUACGCAACUUCGAAGGAUGGGCUGAGAAGAGCGCUGGAUGGAAUCAGCUAUGAACUCCAGGCCACAGAUCCAACUGAGAUGGGAUUCGAUGUAAUUAGAGACAUAGCCAAAUAGACAGAUAGAGAUUCAAAUUAAAUACGAGAGUCCUUUUAUCUUCAGUUCAGAUGUGGUUCCACGUUGAGUAGUUUUAAUUUAGCAGCUCCCAUGACAUGUGCUCUCCUUUCUUAUCGUUUUGUAUCAUCACCCAGUACUUUGGCUGGCAUGUUCAAUGUGAUAUAUAAUGUAUGUGGGGCAUGUAAUCUUAAAUCACAAUAAUAUACUAUAUCUAAUAAUGUGGUUACCCCAUGUA